Molecule: messenger RNA, 615 nt
Organism: Kwoniella mangroviensis CBS 8507
Lineage: Eukaryota; Fungi; Basidiomycota; Tremellomycetes; Tremellales; Cryptococcaceae
Exons: 1
Coding region: 1-615 (204 amino acids)
Source: RefSeq, a predicted model, not a curated record
AUGGUGUUUGGCAAUAGUCUUCCCUCCAAUCGUUCAGAGCAUGUCCUCAAUUAUUGGACGGACCGUCAAACCAAGUACAUCUCAGAUGGAACGGUCGGUCCAGGAUCUAUCCCUUCUUCUGCACUUCCCGAACUGUCUUUCCCCACCAGACAGGAUCAUUCGGUAUAUCCGAAGGGUCCUCGUCCUCGUAUACUCUCUUCAGAUAUUGAUGAUGAUAAUACGGAGGAGGAGAAUCCUAGGAAGUUGAGGGUUGGAAUUUCACCUUCGACUUCAACCUCGAGGGAAACAGCAACGGGCACUGAAGAAGGGACCAAAAAGCGCAUGAAGGAGGAUGGAGGGAGUGAAGCGAGCAUGACGAAGAAUGAUAUUCGGACUGAUAGCCAGAGUACGAAUGCAACGAGCAAGACCUCUGAUGAGGCGGAUCAAGAGGAUAAGAAGGAGGAAAAGGCGAUUACCCACUCGGAACGAUUUGAUUCAACAGUAUCGUCAAAUACAUCGUCAAAUACACGUGAUACCUCCACGAAGGGUAAUUCUGAUUCUGAAAGUAGUAAUACUGUUACGUCUGGUUGGAGGUCUGUACCAGUCACCACGACGAUCAUACCGAAUGGGUCGUAA